CAGCAUCCUUUCCCCACUGUGCUGGGAUAAAGGUAACCUUUAUAGUCACAAUGCUUCCGCCUCACAGAGGUGCUGCCCCCUAGGCCAGACCUCUGCCUGGAAAGUUUCCUCUGGGAACAGCUUCUGGUGGGUACUACGGGCCUUAUUCCCGGCCAUAUGGCCUGUAGGACCUUACCACUGGGGGGAAGCCUGGGCCGGACAGAGUCAUCACUCGUGGCACCAGCCACAUGGCUGAGGUGGACUGGAUACACAGACAUCCAAAGGCGGAAGACCUAAGGGUUGGGCUCAUCAACUGGGCAGGAACCUACCUCACCUUUGAAGCAUAUAAGAGUUCAGUCACAGCUUCUGCAAAGAGUUUGGGCAGGAGACAGACCUGGGAGCUCCUGGUGAGCAAUGAACAUGAAUCACAGGCUGUGAUACGACUAAAGAGCUUGCAGGGCCUCUACCUGCUGUGUGAAGCAGAUGGUACUGUGUGCUAUGGCAGGCCAAGAACUAGUCACCACGGAUGCUUCCUGCUCCGCUUCCACCGAAACGGCAAAUGGACCCUCCAGUGCAUAAUCUCUGGUCGCUAUCUUGAGUCCGAUGGUGAGGAUGUAUUCUGCAACUCCAGGGUUCUUUCGGCUUACCAUAUGUGGACUCCCAGGCCGGCCCUGCAUGUCCACGUGAUCCUCUAUAGCCCCACCUACCACAGCUAUGCCCGAGCAGACCACACUGUGGGCCGAAUCUGGGUCGACGCAGCCAUCCCCUGCCUAGAGGAAUGUGGUUUCCUGUUACAUUUCCAAGAUGGAUGUUACCAUCUGGAGACUUCUACACACCAUUUCUUGUCUCGAGUAGACCGUCUGGUCCCUCAGCGCUCAUCACAGACAGCUUUUCACAUGCAAGUGCGGCCUCGAGGACUCGUGGCCCUAUGUGAUGGAGAAGGCGGUACAUUGUAUCCGCAGGGUUCACAUCUUCUACUGGGCAUGGGCUCCGCUCCCAUGAGGGGCGAGGAGUGGUUUGUCCUACAGCACUUCCCAACCUGGGUCAGCCUCAAGUCCAAGUCUCGGAGGUUCCUCUCAGUCAUCUAUGAUGCGGAGGUGUGUGCUGCUUCUGAGCGCUUGACCCAGAUGUCAUUGUUCCAGUACGAGUGUGACAGUGAGACUCCUACCUUGCAACUUCGUUCAGCCAAUGGAUACUACCUAGCUCAGAGGAGGCAUCGGGCAAUCAUUGCUGAUGGGCACCCCAUGGAGUCUGACACCUUCUUCCGAGUGCACUGGAAUUGUGGGAAAAUCACCUUGCAGUCCCCCAAUGGGCGUUUCCUGGGCAUAGCUUCCGAUGGCCUGCUGAUGGCAAAUGUCACCAUCCCAGGCCCUAAUGAGGAGCUGGGGAUUCGAUUUGCCAAUCGCCCCUUUCUUGUCUUACGCGGUCGGUAUGGGUAUGUGGGCUCCUCCUCUGACCACGACCUGCUGAAGUGCAACAUGGAUCAACCUGACUGCAUUCAGCUAUUGCCCUGUCGCCAGGGCAUCUAUCACUUUCAGGCACAGGGUGGAUCCUUCUGGUCAAUAACAUCCUUUGGCACCUUCCGCCCUUGGGGAAAAUUUGCCCUCAACUUCUGCAUAGAACUUCAGGGGAGCAGCUUGCUCACGGUGCUGGCACCCAAUGGCUUCUACCUCCGAGCCGACCGGAGUGGCACACUAUUGGCAGACAGCGAAGAAAUUACCAAAGAGUGUAUCUGGGAAUUUUAGGUCAAUGGGAUGUCACCUGCCAAACUGUAAAUCCUCCAGGAACAACCUCUGAACUAAACAGAGCAGGAGACCCAGAGUCACGAUCCACGAGGAGACUAUGUGCUGUGCAAUUUUUCCUACCAAGUUUAGCAAAACAACUGCUUGGAGCGACAAUACAUCACAAAAGGCUACCCCC
Molecule: messenger RNA, 1899 nt
Organism: Mus pahari (shrew mouse)
Lineage: Eukaryota; Metazoa; Chordata; Mammalia; Rodentia; Muridae
Gene: Fscn3
Product: fascin actin-bundling protein 3
Exons: 7
Coding region: 228-1724 (498 amino acids)
Biological process (GO): actin filament bundle assembly; cell migration; establishment or maintenance of cell polarity
Cellular component (GO): lamellipodium; cytoplasm; filopodium
Molecular function (GO): protein-macromolecule adaptor activity; actin filament binding
Source: RefSeq, a predicted model, not a curated record